AUGCAGACAGCUUAUCAAUUUCCUCCAGCAAUUUUGUUAGUUCACUUUCUCAUGGCCUGCUUGGCUAUGGCAACAACCAAUAUUACCAUGGAUCAAUCUUCUCUUCUCACCUUCAAAGCCCACAUGAAUUUAGAGCCUUCACACAUUUUAUCCAAUAAUUGGUCGGUUUCUACUUCUGUUUGUAAAUGGAUUGGAGUUACAUGUGAUAUUCUCAACCACAGAGUGACCGCUUUGGAUAUUUCUAGCAUGAAUCUUACUGGAAACAUACCUCCACAAUUGGGAAAUCUGCCAUUUCUUGAUUCUCUCAACUUGAGCAGAAACGAUUUUCAGGGGAGUCUGCCUCGAGAUUUUAUUCAACUUCAACGACUAAGAAUAGUUGAUUUCGGGUUCAAUAGUUUGAGUGGACAAAUUCCAUCUUGGUUUGGUUUCUUACCUAAAUUACAAGUGCUGUAUCUUAGAAAUAACAGUUUUACUGGCCUCAUUCCACCUUUCCUGUCUAAUAUAUCCACUCUUCAGGAUUUGGAUCUCUCUUUCAAUCCUUUACAAGGGAAAAUCCCAGAAGAGAUUGGAGAUCUUCAUGACUUGAGAACACUAAAAUUACAGUAUAACAGGCUCUCUGGUGUGAUACCUUCGGCGAUUUUCAACAUAUCGACACUGGAAAUUCUAGCCUUAACAGGGAACAACUUAUCUGGUGAAAUUCCUUCUAGUCUAUCAGAAUGUUCACAACUUCAGCUUCUUGAUUUAUCAUACAACAAGUUCAGUGGAUCCAUACCAGGAGAAAUUAGUAACUUAAAAACACUUGAGAUUCUUCGUCUCAGAUCAAACUAUUUGACAGGUGCAAUCCCACAAGAACUGGGUAACCUUCGGAACGUGGCGAGGUUAGCUAUUGGAGGAAAUUUUCUCACAGGUUCUAUACCAGCCAGUAUCUUUAACAUUUCCUCACUGAAAUAUCUUGAUAUUUCAAGUUGUAACCUGUCUGGUACUCUCCCAACAAAUAUGUGCACUGAUGGAACCCACCUUGAAGUUGUUUAUUUGCAUCUUAAUCAAUUAUAUGGCCAACUCCCAACAAGAAUACAUCAAUGCUCAAAACUUCAGAUCUUAUCAUUAACCAACAAUUCUUUUAGUGGACAAAUUCCAAGAGAGAUUGGGAAUUUAACCUUGCUUACUGCACUAUAUGCUUCUACUAACAAAUUAACAGGUGUCAUCCCACAAGAAAUUGGCAAUCUUUACAAUUUGGAGUAUCUUGAUUUGGGCCAUAAUUACUUAGGUGGUUCCAUGCCAACGGGAUUCUUCAAUCUUUCAAAAUUAAUUUUAGUUACACUUUCACAUAAUCAACUGUCAGGCAACCUUCCGGUGAGUUUUGGUUACGGACUACCAAAUCUUGAAGAACUCUACAUGACUGUAAAUAGUUUCAGCGGAAGAAUACCUGAUUCCAUCUCAAACUCUUCUAAACUCAGUAUAAUAAACUUUUCUUUCAACAAUUUUACUGGACAAAUAUCCAACUCUUUUGGCGAGUUGAGAUUCCUCGAAAUUCUGUACUUGAACGGGAACAAUUUGACUAGUGCUUCUCCAGAAUUGAGCUUCAUCUCUUCAUUGACAAACUGUAGAUUUUUAAGAACUUUGAGUGUUAAUGGAAAUCCUUUGAGUGGGAUUCUUCCGGCUUCUGUUGGGAAUAUGUCCAGUUCUCUUCGAUUUCUUUAUGCUGUUAAUUGUGAUCUGCGUGGCACCAUUCCAUACGAAAUUGGAAACUUGAGCAAUUUAAUAGAUUUGAGCCUAUUUCAAAAUCACUUGACAGGAUUGAUACCAUCAACUGUGAGAAAUAUGAGAAGUCUUCAAGCAUUAGUUAUUUUCGGCAAUAAGCUAAGUGGAUCUAUUCCUGUAUCCAUUUGCGAGUUAGAGAAUCUGUAUGGAUUAUUGCUGCAGCAGAAUCAAAUGUCUGGUUCAAUUCCAGGCUGUAUAGGGAAUCUUACUACUCUGUAUUAUCUUUAUUUAGAUUCCAAUAGAUUCAUCUCUGGCAUACCUGUGAAUCUAUGGCAGCUUAAAAAUCUUCUAGAGCUAAAUCUUUCUUCAAAUCUCUUGAGUGGCUUUAUCCCCCCUGAAAUCGGAAAUUUGAAGGUUGCAAACCUGGUUGAUCUGUCAGUGAAUCAGUUCUCAGGCAUUAUUCCAAGCACGGUUGGAGGAUUACAGAAGUUGGUUAAUCUUUCUUUGGCAAAUAACAAAUUGCAAGGAUCAAUUCCCGACUCAAUUGGUAAUAUGCUAAACCUGGAGGAUCUUGAUAUAUCCCACAACAAUCUUUCGGGUAUGAUACCCACGUCCUUGGAAGCACUUCAAUAUCUUACAUAUUUGAAUGUUUCUUUCAAUCGUUUGAGUGGUGAAAUUCCUUCUGGUGGUCCUUUCAAAAACUUCAUGAAUCAAUCUUUCAUGUUCAACGAAGGACUAUGUGGUGAUCCAAGAUACAAUGUCCCACCAUGUCGAACAAUUUCUAAUAAACGAUCAAAGAGAAAAACAAUGCUUCAAGGUGUUUUUAUUAUGUUAGGGACAUUAGCAUUGAUACUUUUUCUAGCUUUGACAUAUGCUUUUGUGAGAUAUAGAAGGAAAUAUAAUGUCCUAACUGAAACAGACCUUUUGUCUACCAUAAUACCAUUAAGAGUCUCAUAUUAUGAAAUUUUCGAAGCAACUGAUGGUUAUAGUGAGAGUAAUUUGCUUGGUACUGGAAGCUUUGGAUCUGUGUAUAGAGGGACUCUUAAAAUGGGAAAAGAUGUGGCUAUAAAGGUGUUCAAUUUGCAACUACAAAAUGCAUUCAAGAGUUUUGAGGUAGAAUGUGAAGUAUUCCGCAAUCUUCGCCAUCGAAAUCUGUGUAAAGUCGUAAGCUCUUGCUCUAAUCUAGACUUUAAGGCCUUGGUAUUGGACUACAUGUCAAAUGGAAGCCUUGAGAAGUGGUUGUAUUCACAUAACUACUACUUGGAUAUGAAGCAGAGAAUCAGCAUUAUGAUAGACGUAGCAGCCGCAUUGGAGUAUCUCCACCAUGAUUACUCAACACCUAUAAUACACUGUGAUUUGAAGCCAAGUAAUGUACUGUUGGAUGAUGAUAUGGUCGCCCACUUGAGUGAUUUUGGAAUCGCGAAGUUAUUGUGUCAAGGAGAAUGCGUUGCACACACUGUUACCCUAUCAACGAUGGGUUAUAUUGCACCAGAAUAUGGAUCGAGAGGAUUAGUGUCGACAAGCUGCGAUGUGUACAGCUAUGGGAUCAUGUUGAUGGAAGUUUUUACGAGAAUGAAACCAAGCGAUGAAACAUUUUCUGGAGAUUUGAGCCUAAGAAGCUGGGUAUAUGGUAACGUGCCGAAUGCUGUGUUUCAAAUAAUAGAUUCCAACUUAUUGAGUUCGGACGAAGAUCAUUUCCAUGAAAAGUUGGAUUGUUUAUGUUCCAUUAUGGAAUUGGCUUUGAAUUGCUCCAUGGAAAGUUCCAAGGAGAGGAUUAACAUGAAGAAUGUCGUUGCAACAUUGAAGAAGAUCCAAAACCAGCUUCUAGCGUAUUAUGCAUAG
Fraxinus pennsylvanica is the source of this 3543-nucleotide messenger RNA. The record is from the annotation of a GenBank genome assembly. NCBI's taxonomy places the organism in Eukaryota, Viridiplantae, Streptophyta, Magnoliopsida, Lamiales, Oleaceae.